Moesziomyces antarcticus is the source of this 1818-nucleotide messenger RNA. RefSeq names its product UPF0183-domain-containing protein. Bases 1 to 1818 code for a protein of 605 amino acids. Lineage: Eukaryota; Fungi; Basidiomycota; Ustilaginomycetes; Ustilaginales; Ustilaginaceae. The transcript is spliced from 2 exons. Gene Ontology annotation, biological process: Golgi to plasma membrane protein transport. Gene Ontology annotation, cellular component: trans-Golgi network. The record is from RefSeq and is a predicted model, not a curated record.
AUGUCGAGCCCCAUCUUUGGCUCGUUGCCGUCCUCGGGCGCCACAGCUACGGAUGUGCGUCAUCGCUCGUCGUCCUUCGGCGCUCCCCGCCUCGAUCUGGUGCUGCGUCCCUCGCUCGGUCUGGGUCCGUUCAAGCUAGGCCACUCGCUUUGGCAUGUGCUCAACUACCUACGCUCGCAGCAGUCGCUCUUCCCACACAUCAACAUCGUCUACGACGAAACCGCGCCGCGUCUCUCUCCCAUCGUCGUCACCAUCCAGCCCAGCUUACACCUCAUCUUUCACGCCACCACCCAGCGUCUCAUCCUCAUCACGCUCGAGAACCUCGACACAGCCGCAUCUUCACAUUCACGUAAUGGCUCUCCGUCCGCCCCAACAUCUCCGUCGCCAAGCUCGGAGCCAAGCCAUCGCCCCGUCAACCUCUUCUACAACGGCAAGCUGAUCUACGCCAGCGGCACCGCCAGGUCACAGCACGUGGUGCUCAACCGAUCCACCCUCCACCAGAUCCUUGGUCCCACCUAUCCCGGACGCUCCGAAUCAUCUUAUGUUGCAUCAGAAAGCCUCGUCGCCCUCGCGUACGGUCGCAAGGACGCACAACACCUCCAGAGCCGCACCGAAUUCCUCCUCACCUAUCCCGGCCUCGCAUUCUGCUUUGCGCUCAAGUCCGACGCGCCAAAGGCAGCCGAGGUGGACAAGUUGCAGCCUGUAUCGUCGAUUCACGUCUUCUCGGGCAGCGACCCUGACGUUCCUCAAGAUGUACUCGUGGCGCCCUCUCCCGAUCAGGGCUCGAGCGAUGCCGGUGCACCUGGUCGCUCGCACAAGCCAGGCACACUCUCACCCACCGCAGCACUCGGCGACUAUGCGCAGCUCAACAGCGAGCGCGAUCGCGCAGCCCUCGAUGUCGAGGCGAUCUAUGUGGGUGCACCCGUGCUCCUGCAGGCCGACAUCACGCCCGGCAAAAGCGUCGCUUUGCACUUUGCCAAGACCGGUGCGUCCCGGACGCCAUCCCCGCUGCCCGGAGGUGGUGGCACGGGCGCAGCAGCCACCGAAGCGCCGGUUGGCAACGUGGUGGAGCUGAUGCUGGGAGUAACGACGCCUCAAGAUGCGCUGUGCGAUCUAGGCCAACCCCAGCGCAUAUUCUACAAGGAGGACGACAGAAUGAGGAUCCAUGGCGGAAGCACACAUCGAGGUGCGGAAGGUCAGACGAGAGGAGCGGCGGCGGGGGCUCGGGAAGGAUCCGAAAACAGCACGGCUACGGACGAAUCUUUUGCAGCGUCUCAUGAUCUCGACGACUCGGCGUUCUUCUACAACUACUUUGACCUUGGCAUCGAUCUUUUGUUUUCCAAGCAGACGAUGCGUAUGCCGAGCGGCGCCGAGGUGUACGGUGCGGCGGCAUUGGGACAGGCGCGGCUGGAAAAGGUGGUGUGCCACACCAACGUGCCCGGCGACGCACUAUUUCAGCGCUACAACCGGUGCCCCUGGCGCGUCAUUCGCGACGUCGCCAACAAGACCGCCAACGCCAAGUCGGAGGCAGCUUUCUCGUUUGAAGAUCACUUUGACAGCACGCUCAGCAAGGGCCAGGACGACCGGGGGAUGGAGCUGGAUCGUGGCACGUCGGCUGAGCUGCGCGGCAGCGGUGCGAACCAGCGUCGAUCCAUGGCGGCGCUGCACGCCAAGUCGACGGCACUGGAUGGCAGUCCCGAGCGCGACGGUGCGUCAGGCGAGCUGCUCAUCGAUCUAAGCACGCGACUCGUCGGUCGAGACGGCAUGGUGAUCGAAGUCGCCAAGGACGGAUCCAUGGUCGGCGUAGUAGUCUUCUAG